AUGAAACACAUUUUUAGUUUUGUCAACCUGGUUUCCAGUAAGCGGAAGAGCAUUAAGUGUAAUUUCUUAAAAAACUUCGAGUUACUGGACUCCUACGCAUUUGAUCUCUCCGGUGUGUAUAACAACUGGAGUUCUUUAUACUAUUGUUUAUCAUCAUAUAAGAUAUCUGUGAAUAUGGAACUACUUGAUGUUAUGAAAAAUCUUACAAUAAGACAAAUACCUAAUGAAAGUGAACAACAGUUGUUUAAGUCUAUUGCUGCAGAUAUAGAUGAUGUUCCAACUGAAAUAGUCCUCAUAGAGUAUACAGACAAAACAUUACUUAUUGUAUCACAGUAUCAGAAGAUUGGAAGCAUGUUAAUGAUACAAAAAGACCAAGUUCAGAGUCCUUUAGGUACUAAUGAUAUUUAUUCAACAAAAGUUAUUUUUGGUGCUUCAGGAGAAGAGCAGCAAGUUGCAGCGAGAUACUUAGCAGAAGCAAUUAGUAUAACAAAACCACUUUGCAUUUUUAUAAAUCUUAAAUCAUAUGACAUAGAAACAGUUAAAGCUUGUAAAGAUAUAAUUCUGGAUUUAAAAGAUACUUCAAACAAUUCAGAAGAGCCUAAAAAUGACAUCAACAAGUGUUAA
Arctia plantaginis is the source of this 624-nucleotide messenger RNA. The record is from the annotation of a GenBank genome assembly. NCBI's taxonomy places the organism in Eukaryota, Metazoa, Arthropoda, Insecta, Lepidoptera, Erebidae.